Molecule: messenger RNA, 1562 nt
Organism: Mobula hypostoma (lesser devil ray)
Lineage: Eukaryota; Metazoa; Chordata; Chondrichthyes; Myliobatiformes; Myliobatidae
Gene: utp3
Product: UTP3 small subunit processome component
Exons: 16
Coding region: 39-1514 (491 amino acids)
Biological process (GO): maturation of SSU-rRNA from tricistronic rRNA transcript (SSU-rRNA, 5.8S rRNA, LSU-rRNA)
Cellular component (GO): small-subunit processome; nucleolus
Source: RefSeq, a predicted model, not a curated record
UUAAGGACGGGAUCACCAGCGACUUCCUGUUGGAGACCAUGCGAAGUAGAAGAAAGCCCAGGCAGCCACAGAGGCAGCAACAGGAUGAUGACAGCGAUGACCCCAAGAAGUACAGCAAAUUACCAAAGCCAGAUAUUAAUUCCUCAGAGUAUUAUAAUGAUGACGUUGAUGAAUUUCACGAGAAGAAAUUUGAGAAGCUGCUGGCUGGUGGACUAGCACGUGAUAAUUUGAGUGAAGAUUCACUAGAUGAGGAAGAGGUGAUGCCUCUGGACCUUCCUGAUUCUGAUGAUGAAGAUGAUGAGGAAGAGGCAGAAGCAAUGGAAGAAGAUGAAGAUGAAUACGAGGAAGAGGUUGACAUGGAUAGUGACCUUGAGGGCAAAUCGGAAGAAGGUCUCCCAAGUGCAUUGGCCUGGGGACAGAAGAAGAAAUCGUAUUAUAAUACUGAUUAUGUUGAUGAGCUUCCUCGUGGAAAGAAACAAGCAGAAGCUCUGGCUGAGGCUGAGGAGGAGGAACAAGAGGCUAUAAAUAUUCAGAAACGGUUGGCAGAAAAUCUGUCUGAGGAUGACUUUGGACUCGAUCUUAUUCAGACAUUCGCCCAAGAGCAGGAAGCAGAGAAGGCUUCUGGAAAGGAUCUGAAAAUUAAAAAAGAUUUGAACAAAAUGUCCCAGAAAGAGAAGCUGAAGCUGCUGAAGAAGGAGUCACCUGAGCUUCUGGAACUUAUCCAAGAUUUCAAAGCCAAGCUUGUAGAAUUGAAGGAUGAGCUGCAGCCACUGAUGGAACUGGUGCAGAGCGGUAGGAUACCGGCAGAGAAGGAUGUCCAGUAUGUACAGACAAAGUACCAUCUGUAUUUGAACUACUGCACAAACAUUAGUUUUUAUCUGGUACUGAAGGCAAAGCGAAUCCCAGUUCAGAACCAUCCGGUGAUUGAGAGACUGCUCAGCUACAGAAAUCUGAUCAAUGACUUGCCUCUAGUGGAUGUGGAACUGCCAUCUGAUAUCCAGCAGCAUUUAAGGCAGAAUAAUAAAAAUCUUAAAUCGAUUAGUGGAAAAGAUCAACAUUUCUCCAAAUUGAAGAAAAUGCCACCUCAGAUGAGUAAACAACCAAAAGCUGGACAAAGAACAAAAGUAAAGGUCACUGGUGAGGAAGUGUCUAAGGAUCUAAAAUAUGAUAUGGGUGCUGAAGCAGGACUCCUAUAUCAUAAUAGUAUGAAAGACACUCUGCCCCAGAAAAGAAAAAUGGAAGAAGACAGUAAUGAGACCACUGCCACGGUACAGGAAAUGCUUGGUGCAGAUGAAAAGAGAAAGAUUACUUAUCAGAUCGCCAAAAAUAAGGGUCUCACACCCAAAAGGAAGAAGAUUGACCGUAAUCCUCGAGUCAAGCACAGAGAGAAAUUCAGACGAGCCAAAAUCCGACGGAAGGGUCAGGUGCGAGAGGUCCGCAGAGAGGAACAGCGAUAUAGCGGUGAGCUGUCAGGUAUCCGGGCUGGAGUUAAGAAGAGCAUCAAGCUUCAUUGAUCUUGCUUCUGUAUCAAAUAUCUUCAAUUUGGUAAUUAAUGUAUCAGC